CUUUUUUCGCGAUCCCUGCAUACACAAACAAGCACGCACACCUUCCUCUACUGCCAAGCUGCUACACGCGCGCAUCCAUCCAUCCAUCCAUCCAUCCAAGAGGCAGUCGCACGCCUGACCCUCGGUUUCAUGACGAGAUAGUGUAGAGCAAGGACGCUGGGGUGAAUAGGGCGCACGAUAACCAUCGCGAGGUACGAGGAGAAGCCACGGGGCCAGCCAUCGACCGAGCCGGGAACGCGGCCCACGGACUAGACGAUGGCGACGACGGCGUCCGUCUACAAUGCCUCGCGCACCACCCGGCAGGUGCUCAAGCGGCACCGAAAGGAGGCGCCCAGCCUCGUGCUGCACCUCUUUACCAACAACUUCCGCUUCGAGAAACAGAACGUCACAUUCUCGUGUGAUGGCCCAAUGAAGCAUCUCCUCGGCUUCAUUCGUGAUCAGAAGGUGCCGGCCGACCUGACGGACCUCUUUGACGAGGCCAAUGUGCCCUUCUUUGAAGGCUGUCUCAUCAUCGAGAUCCACGACCACCGGCCACCUUCGUCGUCUUCGGCGUCCCCGCUGCCUGCUUCACACCUUGCGAAGAUCUCAAAGGGUUCAGGAAGCCAGCAAGAUGGUGCUAAAGGGCGAGUUGGGGAUCGCAACAACGGCGACGAUGACGAUGACCCCAGCGCAGGCCCCUCUCGCUCACUCAGUCGGAGCCUUGGCGGCAACUAUGGCUACUUUCAACGCACUGGCAACCGCGCCUCUGGCAAUGCAGAUGGGUCUGCAGACGGGCGAGCAUCGCCAAAUGUCUAUCGUGUCGUCCUCUAUCCCACACCCGAGACACUCUGGUCCGAUCUGCGGCAGCUGAAUCAAGGCCAGGGCCACAGGCUGUGGUCCGACGACGAGGCCCUCGAGAUCGAAUCAAGGAUCCUCUCUUUGACUUCACCACCACUCUGCCUCACGCCCGACGUUCAGGCAAGUCGGAUGGCCAAUCUUACGCUGAGUGCCACGGCGCUUCCAUCUGCCUACAACCCGUCCUCUUCGGCCUCGUCGGGCCCGCCGCUGCCGUACCACCGCCAUCAACAGCAGGCGCAGACGGCAUCGACUCGAAAGAGGGGCAUCAACAGCAUCGAGAUGGAAGCCGACGAGGCCAACCGGAAAAAGAGGGACAAAAUCAUGCGUCUCAUGGAGUACGGCGGCGAUCGUUCGGCCGCCAUUGGCAGAACAAAGGAUGGAGCAAGUGCAGCUGCUGCCAGUGCUGUGGCCGGCACUGGUGGAGGAUUUGCCCCAACAUUUGGUCGCAUCGCAUUUAUUCAACGCUGGAAGGCCGCCAAGGACAACGAGGCCAGACGAUCCGUCGAUGGAGGCGGUCGCCUGCCCGAUGCAUCUGCAGGAGCAGGAGAUGGCGGCGAGAAAAAGGCAGCGACAAAGAAAAAGAAGAAGAGCAAAUCCGCUUCUGCAGCGGCAGCGGCAGACGAUGACGAAGAGGAGCAAGUACCGCCCAGCCCGUCACCGGCAGCUCAACCGACGACGAAGAAAAAGAACAAGAAGAAGCGUGAAAAGGAGGAGCGAGAGGCAGCCGAGAGGGAGGCUCAGGCAGCAGCAGCUGCCGCUGCGGCAAAAGUCAAGGAAGAGCAAGAAGCUGCAGCAGCUUCUACGGGCAAAAAGGGCAAGAACAAGAGCAAAAAGAAGCAAAAGCAGGAGGAGGAGGCUGCCGCUGCUGCUCAACAGGCGCAGGCCGCCGCUGCCGCUGCCGCUGCCGCUGCCGCCGCGGAAGCAAACGGGGACAGCUCGGUCACUGCGAGUGGCAAGAAGAAAUCCAAGAAGCAGCAGUCGGCCACUCCCAAUCCGCCAACCCAGGGUAAUGCUGCGGCCGCCGCGGCCGCGGCCGCUGCCGCUGCUGCUGGAAGCGCAUCCAAGUCAAAGACCGUCAAGAAGAAGAACAGUCUCGCCUCCAUGACAAUGUCCUCGAGCCCGGUUGCCAACUCUCAAUCGCAGCAACAGCAGCAACAGCAGCAACAGCAACAGCAGCCGCAGCAAAUGCCAGACGCAAGCAACAACAGUCAGCUUCAGCAGCAAUUGCAACAACACCUCCAACAGCACAUGCUCCAGCAGCAGCAACAGCUGCACCAACAGCAGCAGCAAGGCGGGAUGCACUCGAUGGGAGCAGGAGCUGGCGGGCUGCCCAACUCCAUGUUCCCGGUCGGCUACCCUCUGCAGCAACAACCAGGGCAGCAAAUGUCGUCACCAGGACUGCUAGGCGGCGGCAGUCCUGCUAUGCCAUUCUUUGGCAACAAUGCUACCGGAGGAACGGGUGGCACGACCGGCAACAACGGAGUCUUUGGAGCGCCGCCGCAGCAGAUGACGCAACAGCAGCUUCAGCAGCAGCAGGCCAUUCAAAGAGCCAUGCAACAAGUCCAGGCGCACCAAGCGGCGCAACAGCAACAGGCGGGGCAAGGCCAAGGGCAAAAUUUCCUGAUGAAUGGCAUGCAGCAGCACCUGCAGGCGUUGGCGGCGCUCCAACAACAGCAACAACAACAACAGCAACAGCAACAUCGUCACCAGCAACAACCAUCUCAUGAUCAGCAAGGCCAAGGUGGGCAAGGAGGACAGACGAACAAUGACUUGCCCGUCGGAGUGGGCCUGGCCAAUCUUCCACCGAAUUGGGGCGGCCUUCAGUAGAUUGUUAGUCGAUGAAGAAGUUGUACUGGUACAGAGUGAAAUAAGCUAUUCAGAUCCGCUCAGUCGUCAUUUAACGAGG
Acaromyces ingoldii is the source of this 2743-nucleotide messenger RNA. RefSeq lists its product as hypothetical. The transcript is spliced from 5 exons. Bases 256 to 2664 code for a protein of 802 amino acids. Gene Ontology annotation, molecular function: transcription coregulator activity. The record is from RefSeq and is a predicted model, not a curated record. Gene Ontology annotation, biological process: regulation of transcription by RNA polymerase II. Gene Ontology annotation, cellular component: SAGA complex. Lineage: Eukaryota; Fungi; Basidiomycota; Exobasidiomycetes; Exobasidiales; Cryptobasidiaceae.